CUGUCCGACGUCACUGGCCACAGUCACUGAAAGCCCCUCUAUUCUCUAUUCAACCUCAUCAAGCUCUAGCUCCAUCAGCUCGGAACAACUAAAGCCGCCAUAACCUCACUCUGAAUACCCUCAGACUAGAAAAUGCCCGCCCCCGAGAUACCAAACCUUUUAAAUUCUCUCCGCAGCGCUCGAGGAGGCCGUGGCCGUGGUAGAGGACGAGGAGGCCACGCCUCAUCAGCUGUUACUCACGAUGCUACCAUCCAAGGCACUGAUACUGAUGCUUCAGUGUCGAGGCUGAACGCUGUUGAUUUGGGGUAUCUUUAUGAUCCGUAUGCCCAGUACUUUGUGCAGAGUGGCGACGGGCCUGUGGCAAGACGACUUCCUAUAAUCAAUCGAGGAACAUAUACCCGCACUAUCUCUCUGGACACUCUCAUCGAGUCGUUUCUGGACGGCGAUAAAGACAGUAAACAAGGCGCAGGGCUGAAACAGAUUGUAUCCUUGGGGGCUGGUACUGAUACAAGGCCUUUUCGACUGUUCUUUUCAGAGUCACGCGCUGGGCUGGUCUAUCAUGAGCUUGACUUUGAAGUUGUCACCUCAAAGAAAUUGCGGACUGUACAAGCUACCCCCAAGUUGAGAAACAUAUUGAAAGAUGCUACUCAAAUAACCGAACAUUCGUGGUCAGCUAAACCCACUGGAUGCCAAUACUACUGCCAUGGUCAAGACCUGAGAGGUUUCUCUCAAUCAAAAACACCAAAAGAGGAAGAUGAGACAGAAACAACGACGAACGAAGUAUCUAUCCCCGGUCUGCUGACCGAUAUCCCUACGCUACUACUCUCAGAGUGCUGUCUCUGCUAUCUCACCACCACCGAAGCCUCAGAUAUACUCAACUUCUUCAGCUCACGGAUACCCAACCUCGGCACAAUCAUCUACGAACCAGUCCGCCCAGACGACGCCUUUGGAAAGAUGAUGGUGUCAAACCUGGCAGCGCGUCGCAUCCAAAUGCCCACUCUUCAGAUGUACCAGACACCGGAAGACCAACGGGCGAGAAUGAGCAAAGCUGGGUUUGAAAAGGUGUAUCAUAUGACGAUUGAGGAUAUCUGGCAGAAUUGGGUAUCGGCGGAUGAGAAGCGGCGUGUGGAUUCGCUGGAGGGGCUGGAUGAGGUUGAGGAGUGGAAGUUGUUGGCGGCGCAUUAUAUCGUUGUCUGGGCUUCGAAGGGAGAGGGGUUUGAAAGUUGGGACAGUGUAUGAAGCUGUAGAUGAGCAAUGUCAAUGAAUACUUGCAAGUUGGCUCAUGAUUCUGUACAAUUGGUAUCAAAUGGUUCGUGAUCAUACCAGGUUACACACGCACAGCCGAGAAGUUGUCAAACGUAUUCAGUAUUUAAAUUAGCUAAACAGUUAUAGAAGCGACCAAUGUCUCAAUG
Molecule: messenger RNA, 1412 nt
Organism: Fusarium verticillioides 7600
Lineage: Eukaryota; Fungi; Ascomycota; Sordariomycetes; Hypocreales; Nectriaceae
Product: leucine carboxyl methyltransferase 1
Exons: 2
Coding region: 133-1239 (368 amino acids)
Biological process (GO): C-terminal protein methylation
Molecular function (GO): protein C-terminal leucine carboxyl O-methyltransferase activity
Source: RefSeq, a predicted model, not a curated record